Coccidioides immitis RS is the source of this 342-nucleotide messenger RNA. RefSeq lists its product as uncharacterized. Lineage: Eukaryota; Fungi; Ascomycota; Eurotiomycetes; Onygenales; Onygenaceae. The record is from RefSeq and is a predicted model, not a curated record. Bases 1 to 342 code for a protein of 113 amino acids. The transcript has 3 exons.
AUGUCGAGGCUUGUUGUUGUGGUCUCGUGCAUCCUAUCGAAGUGGAUAUCCUUGAUAGCCUUGCGCCGCAGCAUGGCAAUGAUUCCAUCUCCCUUUGCUUCGUGUGAAGCGAAGUUGAGGACCUUGGUCCCGGAUGGAACCGAGAGAAAGGCCCAUUGGUCUCAUAUACCUUUCCUGGAACAACAGGUUAAAAAGCCAUGGAUGAACCGUGGCAAAAGUCUGUCUCAGAUUCUAUUUUUGGACAUCUGGUCUUUUCGCUUGAAGCUCGGUAUAAGUUGCGCUUGUGUGCAGCUCAUGAUAGCAAAUAUUUUGAAUGCAUCGCUUAAGCUGGUGGAAAGGUGA